ACAGACGUCGUCGCCACUCGACCUUGGAGAUAUGUUCGAUCGGUCCAGUUGACUGCCGGGAGGGGUGACGGGCGUGCCCGGCUAUAUAAGCGGCCUCUCACUCCACACCGACAUCAGUUGAGGAACGCUCACAACCGGAUCACCACAUCAUGAAGGUCUUCAUCGUUGCCGCCGUCCUGGCCGUGGCUGCCGCCGCGCCGGCCCCGGACACCCCCGUGUACAAGCCGGCCCCGGCUCCGUACAAGCCGGCCCCUGCCCCGUACAAGCCGGCCCCGGCCUACAAGCCGGCCCCUUACCACCCGGAGCCCCAGUACAAGGAGGAGCCCAAGCCGUACGCCUUCGACUAUGCCGUGAAGGACGGCUACUCGGGCGCUGACUUCGCCGCCAACGAGAACAGUGACGGCAAGCAGACCACCGGCUACUACAAGGUGGCUCUGCCCGACGGCCGCAUCCAGACCGUCAAGUAUGUCGCCGACCACUACAACGGAUUCAACGCCGAGGUCACCUACGAGGGCGAGGCCCAGUACCCCGAGUACCACCCGGCCCCGGCCUACAAGCCCGCUCCCUACAAGCCGGCCCCUGCCCCCUACAAGCCCGCUCCGGUCUACAAGCCCGCCCCCAAGUAUAACUAGGGUGCUAAGCUGAUGAUUAUUUAAGUGUCGUGUUCGUUAUUUAUUGUCCAACAGUGUAUUUGUUUUUGGUAAUACAACGUGAGUCGGAAUA
Amphibalanus amphitrite is the source of this 723-nucleotide messenger RNA. RefSeq names its product cuticle protein 7-like. The coding region runs from base 150 to 632 and encodes 160 amino acids. Gene Ontology annotation, cellular component: extracellular matrix. Lineage: Eukaryota; Metazoa; Arthropoda; Thecostraca; Balanomorpha; Balanidae. The record is from RefSeq and is a predicted model, not a curated record. The transcript is spliced from 2 exons.